UAAGGGCUAAAGUGGCUGGGGGAGCAGGGCACAGAGGUUUAACAGCCACACUUACAAUUUGGGGAGCCCCAUUUUCCCCAAACUCCAGGCUGCUCUUCCUUUUCUUGAUCUCUGAUUCUCUUCACAAGCUCCUGGACAACCUUCACCUCUUGUCUCUCCCCAUGCCCAGCCCAAUUUCUUUUUUCAGUCCCUUACAGGACGUCUGGUCAAAAUUCACUAGGUAGGAGGGGCAUCAGCUGGGAAGAACCGGAGCCUGGGGGGACCUGACUGGAUAGAUAUGGGGGAUCCAGGCCAGCCCCCUAGUCCCCGGUCCCCCCAUGGCAGCCCCCCAACUCUAAGUGCUCUCACUCUCCUGCUGCUUCUCUGUGGACAUGCUCAUUCCCAGUGCAAAAUCCUCCGCUGCAACGCGGAGUACGUGUCGUCCACCCUGGGCCUGCGAGGCGGGGGCUCCCCGGGCGCGCUGCGCGGCGCGGGAGGCCGGGGGGCGCCGGGGGGCGCGGGCGGCGUGUGCCGGGCCCUGCGCUCCUACGCGCUCUGCACGCGGCGCACCGCCCGCACCUGCCGCGGGGACCUCGCCUUCCACUCGGCCGUGCACGGCAUCGAGGACCUGAUGAUCCAGCACAACUGCUCGCGCCAGGGCCCCACGGCCCCUCCGCUGCCCCGCGGGCCGGGCCUGCCCGGCGCUGGCCGGGCCAGCGCCUCGGGGUCCCCCGCCGCAGACCCCUGCGACUACGAAGCCCAGUUCUCCCGGCUGCACGGCCGCGCCCCCGGCUUCUUGCACUGCGCCUCCUUCGGGGACCCCCACGUGCGCACCUUCCACCACCACUUCCACACGUGCCGCGUGCAGGGGGCCUGGCCCCUGCUGGACAAUGACUUUCUCUUCGUGCAGGCCACCAGCUCCCCCGUGGCCUUGGGGGCCAACGCCACCACCACCCGUAAGCUGACCAUUAUAUUUAAGAACAUGCAGGAAUGCAUUGACCAGAAGGUCUACCAGGCCGAGGUGGACAAUCUUCCUGCAGCUUUUGAGGACGGUUCUAUGAACGGAGGCGACCGCCCCGGGGGCUCGAGUUUGUCCAUCCGAAGCGCCAGCCCCGGGAGCCGCGUGGAGAUCCGAGCCGCCUACAUCGGCACGACCAUCGUCAUCCGGCAGACAGCUGGGCAGCUCUCCUUCUCCAUCAAGGUAGCCGAGGAUGUGGCCAGGGCCUUCUCGGCGGAGCAGGAUCUGCAGCUCUGUGUUGGGGGGUGUCCCCCAAGUCAGCAACUCUCUCGCUCAGAGCGCAGUCGCCGGGGCGCCUUGGCCGUGGAAAGCGCGCGGCAGCUGUGCAAGGAGGGGCUGCCGGUGGAGGACGCUUACUUCCACUCCUGCGUCUUUGAUGUCUUGGUCUCUGGUGACCCCAACUUUACUGCGGCAGCUCAGGCAGCUCUGGAGGAUGCCAGAGCCUUCCUGCCAGACUUAGAAAAGCUGCAUCUCUUCCCCUCAGACGGCGGGGCUCCCCUUGCUGCACCUGCCCUCCUGGCCCCGCUGCUCUCUGGGUCUUUUGUUCUCUGGCUUUGCGCUCAGUAACCAACCAGGCCAACAUUAACGUGACCGCUGGGGAGUGAUCUGGGAGUGCAGGUUGGCAGGGGAAGCAAGGAGAGUCACUGAAGCAAACAGGAGACUGGGAGGUGCAGGAAAUAGCACCCUUGACCCAGAGACAGAUGAGGCUCUAGGCCAGGGUGGAGAGGUGGAGAAUGUGAUUCUGGGCAAGGCUUCUUCUGCAUUCCAGACCUCUGCGGGAGCUGGCCCACGAUUUCUCAGUCCCCUGUAUAGUAAGUGACUUGUUCCAAUCCACCUACUCCUGAGAUCACCCCUACAAGCUUGGGGGCUAUAAGGGUCCUCACAAUCACUAGAAAACUUCAGGGUUGAGACUUGCAAGAGGGAGGAACUUACAGAGGAAGUUGUGAUCACCACCCACACGAAACUCAAAGUCUAAUAAUAUUUUCUCUUGUGAGGGAGGAGGUAAUGUUGCAGGAAACAAGAGUCUUUCACGGAUAUAUGUGGGUAAUGUGUUCUGCUUUCUUGGGUCAGAAAAGAAGCGGGCCUUAGCUGUCUGGAGCCCAGCUGAAGGGAGUCUCUGACGGUAGAGAAUGACAGAUAGGAAAGAAGCUAUCUUCCCCACCUCUAACUAAUCUGUUAUUAAAGCCAUGAAUUCUUCACAACCUCUCCUGCUGCCUAUGUGUAAGCUUUUUGCAGAUGCUUGGUAGGAAGUAAGGCAGUGCGCUCCCUCCACUGGAAGAGAGCUCAGAAGUAUCAGAUCAUUUUUCUGCUCUCAGGAAGUUUACAGACUAUUAAGGACACAAAGUUGAUUCACAUGAAGGAGGGGUGAGUGUGUAAUUAUUCACUAAAUUGUAUGGCUCUGUGAUUUCAGAUGGGGAGAUGGGUGAUGACAACGAAGGAAUAAUAAGCAAUAAGAGAUAACAAAGGAGAUGGGAUUUGAAAUGAUCUUUGAAGACUG
Messenger RNA from Talpa occidentalis (Iberian mole), 2495 nucleotides. RefSeq names its product hemojuvelin BMP co-receptor (gene HJV). Gene Ontology annotation, biological process: BMP signaling pathway. The transcript is spliced from 3 exons. Gene Ontology annotation, cellular component: plasma membrane. Gene Ontology annotation, molecular function: coreceptor activity. Lineage: Eukaryota; Metazoa; Chordata; Mammalia; Eulipotyphla; Talpidae. The coding region runs from base 278 to 1564 and encodes 428 amino acids. The record is from RefSeq and is a predicted model, not a curated record.